CUCCACAUCUCAGUGACCAGCCAGAUCUGCGCUGCGAACUCAACACAGGUGGUCGUGCCAGGUACCGCCGAGAUGUUGCCCAAAGUUCUCCUGAUUCUCCUCAACAUAUUCCUGGCCCUCCAGUGGAGGGUUGGACCUCACAUUAAACUGGAGAAUAAACCUCCUGCCCAAGAUAAUGUAGUCUUCGGCCCUCAGCCUCAGCCUGUGUCUAAACCUGUACUUCAGCCUGAAUCUCCUACCUAUGAUGAUGUAGUCUCCGGCCCUCAGCCACAGCCACACCCCAAAUCCCCUGGCUGUGAUGAUGAUGUAGUCUUUAGCUCCCAGCCUCUGCCUCAGCCCCAGCCCCUGCCCCUGCCCCAGCCUGGGCUAGAGCCAAAGCCCCACCCUCAGCCUCAGCCCCAGCCCCAGCCCCAGCCCCAACCUCAUCCCCAACCUCAGCCCCAGCCUCAGCCCCUGGCUGGGCGCCAGCCUCUACCCCAUCCUCUGCCUUGGCCAGUGCCUCAGCCCCAGCCUGACCCAGAACCCCAGCCCCAGCCCGAGCCCCAGCCGGAGCCCCAGCCCGAGCCCCAGCCCGAGCCCCAGCCCGAGCCCCAGCCCGAGCCCCAGCCUCAGCCCCUGGCUGGGCGCCAGCCUCUGCCCCAUCCCCUGCCUUGGCCCCUACCCUUGCCUGAGCCCCAGCCCGAGCCCCAACCUCAGCCUGAGCCCGAGCCUCAGCCCCAGAUCCCAGUCCACAUCCAGGCUGGGCGCCAACCCCGACCCAGGCCCCAGCCUGAGCCCCAGCCCCAACCCCAACCAGAGCCCCAGCCCCAACCCCAACCAGAGCCCCAGCCCCAGCCGGAGCCUCAGCCUGCGCCCCAGCCUGAGCCAGAGCCAGAGCCAGAGCCGCAGCCUGAGCCCCCCGAGCCACAGCCGGAGCCACAGCCGGAGCCAGAGCCAGAGCCACAGCCUGAGCCACAGCCUGAGCCCCCCGAGCCACAGCCGGAGCCAGAGCCAGAGCCACAGCCUGAGCCACAGCCGGAGCCAGAGCCAGAGCCACAGCCUGAGCCACAGCCUGAGCCCCCCGAGCCACAGCCGGAGCCACAGCCAGAGCCGCAGCCUGAGCCUGAGCCUGAGCCCGAGCCACAGCCGGAGUCAGAACCCCAGCCCCAACAGGAGCCUCAGCCUAGUGGAAAGAAGCUUACAGAAAAAGAAACAGAACUCACUGUUGAUUGCACAACUGAGCACUCAGGAGAGAACCUGACAAGAGCUUCUCGAAUCCUUAGCACCAUCCUGAGUAACUAUGACCAUAAACUGCGCCCUGGCAUUGGAGAGAAGCCCACUGUGGUCACUGUUGAAGUUUUUGUCAACAGCCUCGGGCCUAUUUCCACCCUGGACAUGGAAUAUUCCAUUGACAUCAUCUUCUACCAGACCUGGUAUGAUGAGCGUCUUCGUUACAAUGACACCUUUGAGACCCUUGUUCUACAUGGCAACGUGGUGAGCCAGUUGUGGAUCCCAGAUACUGUUUUUAGGAAUUCUAAGAGGACUCAUGAAUAUGAUAUCACCAUACCCAACCAGAUGGCUCUCAUCCACAAGGAUGGAAAGGUGUUGUACUCAGUUAGGAUGACCAUUGAUGCGAGAUGUUCACUCCACAUGCUCAAAUUUCCAAUGGAUUCUCACUCUUGUCCUCUGUCUUUCUCUAGCUUUUCCUAUGAUGCACAUGAGAUGAUCUACAAGUUGGAGAAUUUCAAGCUCAAAAUCAAUGAGAAGAACACUUGGAAGCUAUUUGAGUUUGAUUUUAUAGGAGUGACCAACAAAACUGAAAUCCUCUCAACCCCAGUUGGUGACUUCAUGGUCAUGACUUUCUUCUUCAAUGUGAGCAGGCGGUUUGGCUUCAUUGUUUUUCAAAACUAUGUCCCUUCUUCUGUGACCACAAUGCUCUCCUGGGUCUCCUUCUGGAUCAAGAUAGAGGCAGCUGCAGCCAGGGCCUCUGUAGGGGUCAGUUCUGUACUCACCAUGGCCACGCUGGGCACCCUUUCCCGUAAGAAUUUCCCUCGUGUCUCCUAUCUCACAGCUUUGGACUACUAUAUUGCCAUUUGUUUCGUCUUGUGCUUCUGUGCUCUACUAGAGUUUGCUGUGCUCAACUUCCUGACCUACAAUGAGACGAAACAACAGGCUUCUCCAAACCUCUACCAUCUUCCAACCAGUAGCCGUGCUAAUGCACGUACUCGUGCUCGUGCCCGCACCCGUGCUCGCGCCCACGCCCGUGCCCUCCAGCAGCAGGAAGUGUUUGUGUGUGAGAUCGUCACCUAUGAGGGGAAUGCUGAAGAGGAACGUCAGUAUUGCCCAGUCGAGCAGUCUUCAAGCUUCAGAAGACCCCAGUGUCCCCGGAGGCGAUGUGGCAGAAGCUAUGUGUGCUUCAAGGUUCUCAGGAAGUAUUUCUGCAUGGCUCCUGGUUGUGGGGGCAGCACCUGGCAGCGGGGCCGCCUCUGCAUCCAUGUUUACCACCUAGAUAACUACUCGCGGGUGCUGUUCCCCAUUACAUUCUUCUUCUUCAAUGUACUCUACUGGCUGAUUUGCCUUAACUUGUAGGCUCCAGCGGGUAGCUCAUGGGGCAGCCUCCAAGUUCCCCAGGAGGUGCCAAGCAUCUUUGCCAAGGGAGUUAGGAGACAACAGCAACAGCAGCAGGAGUGUUUUUCCUUCCCUGGUUCCCAGUACAAGCCUGUGGAGAGUUUGUCUCUGCUAGCCCUCUUUCCAUUAGCCUUUUCACUCAAUCUUCUCAACAGUCCUUCUCAAGUGACAGACCACUCCUCUGUUCUUCAAAGAGCAUUCAUGAUGUUCAGUGUGCCCACAUUUGAGCAGAUAAGUUAUCUCUCAAUGGUGUUUACAGCUACUGUCUUUCCCCCAGAAGCCCAUGGUUCCCUUUGUGGUGCUAAGGGGCCCAGCUCAGGCUCAGCCCCAGAAUGCACAGAGCCAACAGUUUAGCAGAAGGAGGGUUCUCGUCCAUAAGUCUUUAAGUCAGACCAUUAGAUUCUUGUUUUUUUUCCUGACCUCCCUUCCUCUAGAC
Onychomys torridus (southern grasshopper mouse) is the source of this 3043-nucleotide messenger RNA. It is a transcript of the gene Gabre, whose product is annotated as gamma-aminobutyric acid type A receptor subunit epsilon. The record is from RefSeq and is a predicted model, not a curated record. The coding region runs from base 73 to 2568 and encodes 831 amino acids. The transcript has 9 exons. Lineage: Eukaryota; Metazoa; Chordata; Mammalia; Rodentia; Cricetidae. Gene Ontology annotation, biological process: monoatomic ion transmembrane transport; gamma-aminobutyric acid signaling pathway; synaptic transmission, GABAergic. Gene Ontology annotation, cellular component: synapse; neuron projection; dendrite membrane. Gene Ontology annotation, molecular function: inhibitory extracellular ligand-gated monoatomic ion channel activity; GABA-gated chloride ion channel activity; benzodiazepine receptor activity.